AGAGUUCUGCGUUGGAAAGUUGGUUAUUUUCAAUAUGUUUUCAAAAACAAUUUUCGGUUUGUUUGGAUUGGUGGUGGCCCUCAGUUUUGUUCCUCGUUCUGAAGCCUUUGGUACUGAUCUUCUUGAGUAUUUUUUUGGAAGUUAUGAAGACAGUUCUGAGGGAAAUACGGUCAUAAAAAUCAAACCCAACAACACCGUAUCCGUGAUGUGUGCGAGCUCGUGUGAUUUAACCGUCGAAUGCAUGAACUGCAACAAGGUGGUUACCGAUGUUACGGGUCCGGAUGGAACGAUGACAACGUCGGUGACGAGUGUCCCGAUGACGACAGGUUCGAGUCAGCCUAGCACUACGAGCUCAACCACAGAAACUCCAACGAAUCCACCAGGAGCCCCGCAGACAACAAAAGCAAAGCAAGAAUCACCAACAACAGACCCACCAAAGACAGAUCCACCAAAGACAGACCCACCAAAUCAAGAACCAUCAAAUCAAGAACCAUCAAAUCCAGAACCACCAAAGUCAGAAGAAUCCCAGCCGUUAAAAUUCCGAUAAAAAUAGAAACUGCUCAACCAGAUCAAGAUAUGUGAAAUUAAAGUCAGGUUCACCAUUGAAAUGUUGAUUGACGAAAGAAUGAAAUCGAUUGUUUUUAUUGUUACAAAAAAAAACAUUAAAACCAACUAACCAAUUUCGAAAUUGCUUCAAACUU
Molecule: messenger RNA, 701 nt
Organism: Uranotaenia lowii
Lineage: Eukaryota; Metazoa; Arthropoda; Insecta; Diptera; Culicidae
Product: variant surface antigen E-like
Exons: 2
Coding region: 35-547 (170 amino acids)
Source: RefSeq, a predicted model, not a curated record